AUGUUGGUCUCUAGUUGCAACACGAUCCUGACAGCGCCAGAGAAUAGGCACCAGAGUAGGAUCCCGGGAACCCGCAAAGAGGCCGCGUGUCCUACGGAGAUGGCUGAGCUCAAGCCUGGGGGUGGCGCCGCGGUGAGGGCGACCCCGGGGCGGGGACGGUUUGGCGAGGACUUUUGGAAGCUUGUGCCUGGUUUCUUCCAGACUGCCCCAGGAAUAGAUCCUGCUCAGAGGAACCCGUACAAGGAUGUGAUGCUGGAGAACUGCACCCACCUAUCCUCAAUGGGGUACCAAGCUCCCAAAUCAGAAAUGAUCUCAAAGUUGGAAGAAGAAGAGCCAUGUCUGGGGAAUGGGAAAAGGCUCAGUCAAGCUCAUCUGGGUGAAAUAGCAAAACCCAAGGAAAUUGAAGCCAAUGGAAAAGUCUAGCAAAAUGAAUCCCUGGAAGAGAAGCACCAGGAAUCUCAAAAUGAACUCUUUAGAGAAGUUGCAUUCAAGAAGAAAACUCUGACUAAGAAGAAAGGCCAUGAGUAUAGUUCAGUGGGAAAAAAUAAUACAAAUACAAAACAUAUUCCUUUCAAAAAAAGGCUUCUUAAAUUUGAUUCACAUGGAAAAAGUUUGAAAAAGAAUUUAGACUCACCUAGUCUUAUAAGAAUGUAUGCAAAAAAGAAACCUGAUUCAGCCAAAGAACAAAGGAAAACAUUCAGCCAUAUUGAUAAAAAGAAAGACAAGACUCAAACUGGAAAGAAACAUGAGAAGUUAUCCAGUAGGAGCUCAUCCCAUAAUAAGCAGGAGAAAAUUCAAACUGCAGAGAAAGAAGAAAAAUCAUCCAACUAUAGCUCAUCUCCUACUAACUGUGACAAAACUAAAGCUAGAGUGAAACCCUAUGAAUGUAAUGAAUGUGGGAAAGUUCUCAGCCAUAAACAAGGACUCACUGACCAUCAGAGAAUUCAUACUGGGGAAAAACCUUAUGAAUGUAAUGAGUGUGGGAUAGCCUUUAGCCAAAAGUCGUAUCUCGUACAUCAGAGAGUUCACACAGGAGAGAAACCAUACGAAUGUAUUCAGUGUGGCAAAGCCCAUAGUCAUAAACAUGCUCUCACUGACCAUCUAAGAAUUCAUACUGGGGAAAAGCCCCAUGAAUGUACAGAAUGUGGGAAAACCUUCAGACAUAGCUCAAACCUCAUUCAACACAUGAGAUCUCAUACAGGCGAGAAGCCCUAUGAAUGUAAGGAAUGUGGAAAAUCCUUUAGGUAUAAUUCAUCUCUUACUGAACAUGUGAGAAGUCAUACAGGUGAAAUACCAUAUGAAUGUAAUGAAUGUGGAAAAGCCUUUACGUAUAGCUCAUCCCUUACUAAACAUAUGAGAAUUCAUACAGGUGAAAAACCCUUUGAAUGUAGUGAAUGUGAAAAAGCUUUCAGCAAGAAGUCACACCUUAUUAUACAUCAAAGAACUCAUACUAAAGAAAAGCCCUAUGAAUGUAAAGAAUGUGGAAAAGCCUUUGGACAUAGUUCAUCUCUUACUUAUCACAUGAGAACCCACACAGGUAAAAGUCCCUUUGAAUGUAAUCAAUGUGGGAAGGCCUUCAAACAAAUUGAAGGUCUUACUCAACACCAGAGAGUUCAUACUGGAGAGAAACCCUGUGAAUGUAAUGAAUGUCAGAAAGCCUUUAGCCAAAAGUCACACCUCAUUGUACAUCAGAGAACUCAUACUGGGGAGAAACCCUAUGAAUGUAAUGAAUGUGGAAAAGCCUUCCAUGCAAAGUCACAACUUGUUAUACAUCAGAGGUCCCAUACUAGAGAGAAACCCUAUGAAUGUAAUGAAUGUGGAAAAGCCUUCCAUGCAAAGUCACAACUUGUUAUACAUCAGAGGUCCCAUACCAGAGAGAAACCCUAUCAAUGUAAUGAAUGUGGAAAAGCCUUCCAUGCAAAGUCACAACUUGUUAUACAUCAGAGGUCCCAUACUAGAGAGAAACCCUAUGAAUGUAAUGAAUGUGGGAAAGCCUUCAAACAAAAUGCAUCCCUUACCAAACAUCAUCAGAAAACACAUAUUGGAGAAAAACCUCAUAAAUGUAAAAUAUGUGGUAAAUCCUUUAGUCGAAACACUAAUCUUAUUCAACAUCAAAGAAUUCAUACUGGAAGAAACCUUAUGAAUGUAAUGAAUGUGGAAAAGCUUCCAGUCAGAGUACUAAUCUCAUUCAACGUCAAACAAUCCAUACUGGGGAGAAACCUUAUGAAUGUAACAAAUGUGAAAAAGCCUUUUGUCAUAGGUCAUCUCUUAGAAAUCGUGAGAGAAUUCAUACUGGAGAAAAACCCUAUCCUUGUAAUGAAUGUGGAAAAGCCUAGCCAUAUUUCAGCCUUUACUCAACAUCACAGAAUUCAUACUGGAAAGAAACCAUAUGAGUGUGUUGAAUGUGGUAAAACCUUCAGCCAGAGUACACAUCUUAUUGAAUAUCAGGGAAUUCAUUCUCGGGAAAAAUCCUACCAGUGUAAGGAAUGUCGGAAAGUUUUUUGCCACAGCACAUCGUUAAUCAGACAUUAGAGAACUCACACAGGAGAGAAACCCUAUGAAUGUACUGAAUGUGGGAAAUCCUUCAGCCAUACCCCAGCAUUCAUUCAACAUCAGAGAAUUCAUACUGGAGAGAAACCCUAUGGGUGUAAUGAAUGUGGAAAGGCCUUCAAUCAGAGUGCACAUCUUACAGAACACCAGAGAACUCAUACUGGAGAAAAACCUUCUAUUUGUAAGGAAUGUGGAAAAACCUUCAGCCGAAGUAUGCACCUUACUGAACAUGUAAGAAUUCAUUCUGGUGAGAAACCCUAUCAGUGUAAUGAAUGUCAGUAAGUAUUUUGCUAUAGAACAUCACUAAUAUGACAUCAGAGGACUCAUACAGGAAAGAAACCCUACCUGUGUAAUGAAUGUGGGAAAACUUUCAGCUUAAGCUCAGCCCUUACUAUACAUAAGUGAACACACACAGGGGAGAAACCCUACCAAUGUAAUACAUGUGAAUGAUGUUUUUUGUCAUAGUACAUCAUUAGUUUGACACCAGAGAACUCAUUUCAGAAAUUAAAUCUUAUUAGAGUAAUUAAUUUAGGAAAGCCUGCAGCCACAAUCAUCACUUACACAUAAGCAGUCACAGUGACAAGAAACCCUAGGUUUGUUAUGCGAGAAAAAAAAAACACACGGAACACACAUUUACUCAAAACUAUACAGUUUUUACUAAGAAGAAACACUAUUGCUGUAAUUAAUCUGGAAAAUGUGUUAGCAUUGAGAGGAAAGUUGUAAUGGAAUUGUUCAUCCAGAACUGACGUUUUUUUUAAAAGACGAGAAAAAACUGGCAUCAUUCAAGAUGAUAUUUCAUAAUUACAAAAUCCAGCUAAUAGAGGUACUAAAGUGGAUAUAUAUAUAUGUGAUAAUGCACACACACACAAAAAGCUUUCUAAAGUAGGAUAGUCAGAAAAUGUAAUGGGAAAAAGUGACAUUCACAAUGAAGACAAAAACUAAAAAUACCAGAAAGCUUAAAAUUCCAAGAUAUAUGACAAAUAGGUAAACCUGUUCUAAAGAAG
Messenger RNA from Choloepus didactylus (southern two-toed sloth), 3554 nucleotides. Its product is annotated as zinc finger protein 37 homolog. Gene Ontology annotation, molecular function: DNA-binding transcription factor activity, RNA polymerase II-specific; RNA polymerase II cis-regulatory region sequence-specific DNA binding. NCBI's taxonomy places the organism in Eukaryota, Metazoa, Chordata, Mammalia, Pilosa, Megalonychidae. The record is from RefSeq and is a predicted model, not a curated record. Gene Ontology annotation, biological process: regulation of transcription by RNA polymerase II.